AUGCAACUCCAGGCCUCUCCCCGCCCAGCAUCUCCCCUCACCUCAGGCGCCGAGUCCGGCCCUGACUCAAAGUCCGGUGCCACCGCAGCCACCGGCAACUCCGUCGGCCGUCCCUCUUCUCCCUCGACCCCCGGCGGUCCUCGUGCUGCCAUGCGCCGCCGUGCCACUGCCGACCACAAGGAGACCCUGCGCAACGCCCGCCCCAGCUCCACCCGCUCUGCCGGCGCCGGUGGCUCGUCCGGCACCAUGCUCAAGCUGUACACCGACGAGAGCCCCGGUCUGCGCGUUGACCCCGUUGUUGUCCUGGUCCUGAGUCUGGGAUUCAUUUUCUCGGUUGUUGGUCUGCAUGUCAUCGCCAAGAUCACCCGCAAGUUCUCUGCUUAA
Molecule: messenger RNA, 384 nt
Organism: Penicillium egyptiacum
Lineage: Eukaryota; Fungi; Ascomycota; Eurotiomycetes; Eurotiales; Aspergillaceae
Source: the annotation of a GenBank genome assembly